Molecule: messenger RNA, 4151 nt
Organism: Candoia aspera
Lineage: Eukaryota; Metazoa; Chordata; Lepidosauria; Squamata; Candoiidae
Gene: PORCN
Product: porcupine O-acyltransferase
Exons: 14
Coding region: 78-1430 (450 amino acids)
Biological process (GO): Wnt protein secretion; lipid modification; protein palmitoylation
Cellular component (GO): endoplasmic reticulum; membrane
Molecular function (GO): palmitoleoyltransferase activity; Wnt-protein binding
Source: RefSeq, a predicted model, not a curated record
CAGAGAAGACCGGUACCCCCGCAGCCCCGGAUUGCUGGGGAAAGAGUGGUGCAAAUAGAGACGCAUCGGCUGGGGCCAUGGCCACCUUUACCCGGGAAGAGUUCUACCAGCAGCUGUUGAGCAGUUGUGUGUUGCCGACUGCUCAGCAGGGUUUUGAGCAGGUUUGGACUCUGCUGCUCUUGUGUCUAGCUUGCCGUCUCCUAUGGAGGUUAGCUCUGCCAUCCUAUGCCAAACACCUGAGCACUGUUGCUAGCGGCUUCUACGCCCUCUACCACUUUUUCCAGCUGCAGAUGGUAUGGGUUGUGCUUCUCAGCCUCUUGUGCUACCUGGUUUUGUUCCUAUGUCGCCACUCAACCCAACGUGGAGUUCUGCUCUCCAUCACCAUCCUCAUCUAUUUGCUCAUGGGAGAGAUGCAUAUGGUAGACACUGUGAGUUGGCACAAGAUGAGAGGUGCCCAGAUGAUUGUGGCAAUGAAGGCUGUGUCAUUGGGCUUUGAUCUGGAUCGGGGUGAGGUGCCAACCAUCCCAUCCCCAGUUGAGUUCAUGGGGUAUAUCUACUUUGUUGGAACGGUUAUAUUUGGACCCUGGUUCCGCUUUCGCACCUAUCUGCAGGCUGUGGAGAGCAGGAAAAUAAGUUUCUCCUGGUUUCAGAAGGUCUGUCUGAGCUUCUUCCUCUGCCUUGUGUGCCUCAUCAUGUCCACUUGUGUGGCUCCCUAUCUUUUCUCAUACUUCAUACCUCUCUACAGCUACAAGCUACUCAGGAAGUGGCUCCGGGCUUAUGAGAGUGCCAGCUCCUUCCAUUUCAGCAAUUUCUUUGUGGGCUUUCUGUCUGAGACUACAGCCACCUUGGCAGGAUCAGGUUUUACGGAGGAAAAGGAGAAUUUGAAAUGGGACCUGACAGUGUCUCGUCCUCUGAGGGUGGAGCUGCCCCGUUCUAUGGUGGAGGUGGUAACCAGCUGGAACCUGCCCAUGUCACAAUGGCUAAACUCCUAUGUCUUUAAGAACUCCCUGAAAUUGGGGACCUUCUCAGCAAUCAUUGUAACCUACGCAGCCAGUGCCCUCUUACAUGGGCUGAGCUUCCAUUUGGCUGCUGUGCUAUUGUCACUCGGCUUCAUCACUUACAUUGAACAUGUUCUCAGAAAGCGGUUGUCCAUCAUCUUUGAUGCCUGUAUACUCUCCAAGAAGUGUCAGCCAGGAUGCUCACAUUGCCACAGCACGGGUCUCUGGGUUCGCCUCCUCAACCUGCUGUUUGGGGCUCUUGCUGUCUUCCACUUGGCCUACUUAGGGUCAUUAUUUGACAUGGACGCAGAUGACUCCGUGGAAGAACAGGGCUAUGGCAUGUCUUAUACCAUCCACAAAUGGUCUGAACUGAGCUGGGCCAGCCACUGGCUGACCUUUGGGUGCUGGGUCUUCUACCGUCUCAUCAGCUGAAGCAGGGCCUUCAUGUGGAUGGAGCAGGGAAUGGGUAGAGAGGCAGAACUGAGGGCCUCCUCACCUUCAAGAACGUUGGAUGCCUACCAUCAACUUGACUGCCCUGGACACUGACUGAUUCCUUUUUUCUCUGGGAUGCUGAUGGAGGGAAGGGGCUCUCCAGCAGUUCGGUUGUGCCCCAUACUGAGGGCAUAUCCUGAUCCACUUUGCCCUGAGUGGGGAGGAAUAUGCAUCCCAUGUGGAAAAGUCUGAUACCUAUAAAAAUCUCCUCUUCCUUUUCCCACAUGGUCUGGACUAUAACACCUAUAAUACUCUUCCAUUGGCUGCCUGGGGCUUGUGGGAGUUAUUAUCCAGAGGGCACCAGAUUCGCAGUUCAGAUCUUGUACAGUAACAAAACCUCUGUCCCUUGCUCUCUGAGAAAAAUCUGGCUCCUGCCAGGUCCUUUUUGACCCUCCUUCUAGUGGCCAUUUGAAGAAACUGCACCAGCUUUUCUCUCCCCUCUGAAUUAUUUUUAUCAACUCACUGACCGCAUGUUUUGCCUCUUUCUCCUCUCUUGUGGCUGCAGGUGGGAGCUGCACUCCCUGUUCCCGAGGUACCCCUUAUGGGAUUCUGUCUUUACUGUCAAGUCUGAUGACUAGCCAACAGGAAUCAUGAUUCUUUAAACUGCAUUGAAGAUACAGUUGAUUGUCUUUAACAGUAGGGCAGUUUGUGUAGAUGUAGCUUUCUCUGUUUGCUUCUAAAGCCCUUGGAUUUUUCGGACAAUCAUGGCGGAAGUGUUGUUGAGGGCUAGAAAGGAUGGGAAAGGGUGCAAGCAAUCCUCUAACUAGGCACAAUCCUCAAGAGGAUCUGAACCUUCUGAAAUUUUCUCCAUCAGAAUCUAUGGAAUUCCUGUUCAUUCCAGUUCUUUUUCACUAUUGUAUGAUAUGGACCAGAAGCUGAUGGCAUUUUCUUAAUCAGAGCAUAGCUGCUCAGGAUAUUUAAUUCAGUGCCAAAUUCUGCACAGAAGCUUAAACUAUACCAGUUGUAGCAUACAACUGUUUUGGAUUUAUUAAUCUGGAAUAAUCCUUGUUCCAUGGUUCCAUGCGCAUAUCGUGGAAAAAGCUCCCACUAGGUGUUAAAAAAAAGAGGAAGGCAGGGAGAGGAGAACUGUUGUGCCUUCUUGCCAUAUGUUACCCUCCCUUCUCUGUGAAUAGAUCAAAAGAUUAUUUGAGUGGCUUGGGGGGUCCCCCGAUCUCUGUUAUGCAGUUACAGGCUAAGGAUUGCAUUGUUUGCUCUUUCACACACCAAUAAGCCCAUGGCAGGAUCUGUCCUGAAAUGCAUAUGAGCUGUUUAGGUGGUACACUUCCUGUUAGAAAUACCACCCCAUCAUUGCAGCAAAACAUUAGUCUUUAACCUGCUUUUGUCAAUAGGAGGCAAGGUCAAGACUGGGAACAACAGGAUCAGAACACUCAACAUGGACAGUGCCUAAUAAUGGGAAGUUGGAACAAUCCUCUAACUUGCUUCUCCUGGAAAGCUUAAAUGCAGACAAGCCUUUAAUGCGGUACUGUGGAAUUUAGUUGUCCCAGUCUGCAGGCGCAGCAGAAAGAGGAGGUAGAAGGCCCUGGACCAUUCCAGGGGUGAGGAAAGUUGUCCUUUUUGAAAAUGCUGCUUUUUAAAAAAAAGAUGCACAUACUUUUUAAAACCUUCUAUUUAAACAGAAAUGAGCCCAGCAGGAUAUAAGCUGUGCUUUUAAAGUGGUGGGGUAUGCGUCAUCGAAUGCAACCUGGAGCAGUGCAGUUUCUUCUUCUACCUCAGGCAUCUAGAAAGCAGAUCUAGCCUGCAGAACAAGCUAGUGGAGACAGGUUUCUUGUGCUGCGUGAUUUCAGAUGGCAUAGGAGGGUUGAUGCUGACUGGCCAAAUGAAUUCAGUUCAUGAGAAGACAUGCUACAGUAGGCACCACGUGGAGUUUUCUCCAGUUUAAAAAAUGAUUAUUGAGUUUUUAAAAGUUUGGAGAGCCAUGUUCUGGAGGUCUUGUAGGGUCACCAGCAGAAUCAGGACAGGUGAGACACACACAGGGCAUCUGACUCAUUAUUGGGUAACAAUAUAUGUUCCUGGCAUGCUAAAAGUAAACAAUUUCAAGAAAAGCUGACUAUCACUCACAUGCUAGUUUAUUAUGUGCACUGCAAUUUUUAAAAGGGGUGGUGAAAAAAUUGAUCCAUAUACCAACUACAAAUGGAAGUAUUAGUUUUUUCCCCCUAUGCAGAUGUCCCCCAGAAGUGCUGGACUAAAGGACUCCUCCCACAACAUCAAUUCGUUGGCCGAAAUGCAACGCAACAAUAAGGAAAAUGGAAUUUGCAACCAGAUGCAAAAGAAAAGGUCAAAGAGGACAUUUCAGCAGAUGAUGCUUGCUUUGUGUGACAUUAAGUAUUGUUACGUGUUGAGCCUCUCUCUUCCACCCAGCUGUUAAAAGCCCUGGAUCCAGAUUCCUUCUAGCAUUUGUUUAUCUGCUAAUUUUCCUUUGGUUUUAGGGGAAUUGAGACCUUGCUGGAAUAUAAUCUAGCACUAUUCCAAGCCUCCUUAGGGACUCAAGUAUGACACUGUUAAUCCCAGGAUAUCUCUUCUGCCCCUUGCCUUGGUGAGGUAGAAGAUUCCAUGUACCAUAUGUGGACUAUAAAAAAAAAUGGGUGUUCUUUCUAAAAUGCCUUUGAUUUGUUUAUAAAAUAAAUAUUCAGUGGAAACACA